AUGUCAUUCCCAUCCAUCUCCCAACCCGGCUUCUUCGUUGGCACACUCUCAGAAUGGAACCCCCAAACCAACAGCAGCAGCAAUCACCUUCAACUUUACAGCCAAGAAAAGAUCCUCAUAGGCCGAGAGCCCCAGCAAUGCCAAAUCGUCGUAAAGAGCCCCGUCGUCUCAAACACACAUAUCGAGAUAUACACGAUCAUUUACGACAGGGAGCAUCCGGACGAGGUCGCCCCGCUGGUAUACGCGCGGAAUCUCUCGAUGAACGGUACGCGCUGGAAUGGGUACUCGAUGGGACAUAAUCGCGAUAGUUUCCUGCUUAGCGACGGUGACGUCCUAAUGCUGCCGUCUGGGGUGCAUGUCCGCUAUAGCUAUGAUGAGGAUACUAGGCCGACGGGGUUUAGGGCGUUGCAGCGGGUUGAGAUGGAUGGUGUGCAGGCUUUCGCAGAUAAGUAUACGAUUACGCAGCGUGUGCUGGGCUCUGGUGCCUACGGGAAGGUCCAUAUGGCGUUUAAUAAGGAGACCGGGCAGCAGCUGGCGUGUAAGAUUAUUGACCUGCGGAGUGUGAGGAAUAAGUUGGCUUUGCAGGAGGGGGAGCAGAUUUCUGGGUACUUCCAGAAACAUGGGCAGCAGAACUCGCAGUCUCAGUGUGGGGUGUUUGCUGUACGGGAGGUGAGACAGCGGUCGAGGGAUCUGCGGCGGAGGUUGGAGGUCUAUGAUCGGGAGGCCAAGAUUUUGGAGGGUCUUAGCCAUCCGAACAUAAUCAGCAUCGAGAAGGUAAUCCGAUCGAGCAGCACGAUUUAUAUCUUCCAGGAUCUGGUAACAGCCGGAGACUUGUUCUCCUACAUACAAUACAAGGGCGGACGACUCUGCGACAUCGAAACGGCAGUCAUAGUGCGACAAGUGCUGAAGGCGCUGGAAUACCUCCACCAGCGGAACAUAGUCCAUCGCGACCUGAAGCCAGACAACAUUCUCAUGACUUCCUUGGAGGAAGGAGGCAGAAUCGUACUCACUGACUUUGGAUGCGCUAGGAUCGUGCAACCCAGGGUAGGACGCAUGUCGACUAUGGUAGGGACUGUUGACUACAGUGCGCCGGAGGUAUUCCAAGGCAGCCGACAAGGCUACACCAAAGCCGUAGACAUGUGGUCCCUAGGCGCCGUGACGUUCACCCUCCUCACCGGACACCCACCGUUCAACGAAACGCUCACAGGCGUGCAACUGGCGCUCAGCAAGUCCAUCGAAUCCGACCUAGCAUUCAGUCAAACGGGUAACAGGGCACGAGACUUCAUCUGCAGACUCCUGCUCUUCGACGAGACAGCACGUAUGGACGUGGAGCAGGCUCUCUCGCACUGCUGGUUCACGAACUGCUCUCACUUAGCCGCUUUCAGAGACGUCUAUCAGCGAUCAACCAAAGGCUGGAAGCCACGGGCGCGGGAGGGGCCGCUGAUAGUUGAUCUGGAGAGUUUUGUCCAGACGGAGGCGAUCCAUGCGAGCAUUGAGGACACUGAGCGUGUCGGGGGAGGGCGUACCGAGACCGGUCGAAUAUCAUCGCUCCUGAGAGAGCCCCUGUCUAAUUCGUCCGAAGACGAGGUAAUAAUUCGUCACGCAGCACCAUCGCCCACACUCUCUGACCUGCUCCUACCACCUGUCUUUAGAGGUGACCCAGACGAAGAGGAGAGCCAUCUAUCAAGCGAUAUAAGCGCAGAGUCGUUCUUUUUCGACGAGACUCCAUACCCACCACAAGGGCAGCAGCCAUCCCAGACACUGUCGGACGUUGAACUCCCUCCACAACGGACAACUGGAGGGUUUGACCGCAGUAUGACAGAGUCAUGGUAUCCCCCGACCAGCCAGGUCGGAUUCGAAUCCGAAUCACAGUACGAGGCAUCUGAGGCGAGACUGACUGAUGAAGAGAGUGAGGAGUCGCAGCCGGACACGGGGUUAGAAGAGGGACCGAUUACCAAGUCGCGGACAUGCGACUCACACGAUAGAUCAUUCCACGAGAAUGAGCCAUCCUUCCAUUUCUGA
Messenger RNA from Aspergillus campestris IBT 28561, 2022 nucleotides. Its product is annotated as FHA domain-containing serine/threonine-protein kinase. The transcript is spliced from 6 exons. The record is from RefSeq and is a predicted model, not a curated record. Bases 1 to 2022 code for a protein of 673 amino acids. Lineage: Eukaryota; Fungi; Ascomycota; Eurotiomycetes; Eurotiales; Aspergillaceae. Gene Ontology annotation, cellular component: cytoplasm. Gene Ontology annotation, biological process: peptidyl-serine phosphorylation; autophagy. Gene Ontology annotation, molecular function: protein serine/threonine kinase activity; ATP binding; protein binding.